AUGAGUAAAGUCAAUCAAGAGUCAUUGGAGGGUUACAACCCUUUUUCUGAUCCUACCCCAAAAUAUGAAUCUUUAACACCUGAAACUAACGAAUCAUCUUCAGAUAAUCGAAAUAAAAAUUAUGUUUUCGAUAUUCCCCCACCACCAAUACCACCUACGGAAAUGUAUUCACCAUAUUCAAAAGCUACAGCUGGUGGUGGUAAUGAAAGCGUCUUAGCCUUGGAGCGUAGACAAGCUGAACUUGAAGCUCGUGCAGCCGAAUUAGAUCGUCGAGAAAAAGAACAACAAGCUCGUGUGAAUACAAUUCAUUCAGGUCCAAGUCCACAUAAUUGGCCACCAUUCCCUCCAUUCUGUUCAUGCAAACCAUGUGUUCGACAAGAUUUUGAAAAUGAUAUUCCAUUCGAUUGUCGAUGGAUGGCGAAAAUGGGUUAUGGUAUUUGGCUGGGCUAUGCUAUCUUGUUAAUAUUCAAUAUGUUUGGAGCACUAGGCUAUUUUAUUGUUGGUAACGGUGCAGCUGAAGGACCAUUGUUUGGUGCAUCAAUUUUAUUAGUGCUUGUUAUGCCACCUAUAAGCUUUUUCGGAUGGCAUCGACCUUUGUAUAAAGCAUUAAGUGUAGAGGAGAUUUUUAGAGAUCGCAGAACUUUUCGUAGUUCAAACUACUAACUGAUCUUAGUUAGACAGCCAAUCAAAGCUCUAUUCAGCUCAGCAAACAGAACUCCACUUAAAACUAUGUAUCAGUUCAUUGUCAAAUUUGAACUACUUUCUAGUAGAUUCAUUUAAAAUUGUAUUAACAGAUAUUAAACCUUAUCAGUUUAGAAAUUAGGAUUUAUACAUACAUGCAUAAUAUCAUAUGAUUGAAUCGCCAAUUAGAACACGACUUAUAUGACCUUGGCACUGUGCCAAACUAGUGACGCGUUAUUCAGUACUAGCAGCCUCGAGUCAACUUGGAGUCCUUAUUGGUCCUCUGUACAGUAGCUUCUCACCUUGCCCUAGCUGUUCAGUUCAGAAUACGAUAUCAACUUUCACUGUAUGAAUCACAUAAUUCAGACAUACGUAGUUUUAUAUAGAAACACAUCAGACCGCAUCAUAUCAUAAAAUAAAAAUUAAUAAUUACACAAGAUCAAGCCAAAGUGUUUGUGAGUAUGGGAUAGUGUAACUAAUAAACUGGGAAUAAACUAAGAAUGGUAAACCGUAUUGCAGUAGCCAAUAAGUCAAAUGAAAGCUCAUGGUUAAAGGAAUACGAAUAUAUA
This is a messenger RNA of Schistosoma mattheei, 1250 nucleotides long. Lineage: Eukaryota; Metazoa; Platyhelminthes; Trematoda; Strigeidida; Schistosomatidae. The record is from the annotation of a GenBank genome assembly.